CUCCACUCCACUCGAAGGCAAGUUUCCUCAACUUCGGAUCCGACUAAACAACAUCUUUUUCUUCUUUUAUCCCAGUGCCGGCACCAGGCUGUUUGUUCCCUUUACAUUUGGCUACCAACUGUGCAUCGUUUGUUGGCCACCAGCUGCAGGUAUGUGUUGUUUCCGUUUUUUUCUUUUCUCUCUUUCGCGCUCUCCAUUCUCCGCGUCUGCCUGUUGCAGCCCCCCCCCCUCCUCUUUGAGCCCACAGCCCGCUGCAAGAACGCAGCGAGAGCUCGGUUGUCUCUCCCCAGUCACUUACAUCGACCGUGUUCCCAACCGAGCUCGCCUGCACCCCACUCCCCACACCUCCCACCGACCCCCCCCAGCAUCGAGGACAGGGGCUUGAGCAGAUGAAAAGAGCAUCAACAAUCAGCAGAAAGCUUAAGCUCCCCCAGCUUGCCGUACUUUCUUCAAUUCAUUAUCGGCUACUUGAUCUCCCUUUGUCCUUCCUCGGCAGCUUGCUUCCAUUCCAUCUCAGUCAAAUCGUCCUUUCUUACAACCUUUCUUAGGUGGUGGUAGGUAAUGAAGGAAACGCGUCCAAUUUGGAGCUCUCUAAAACCGGGGCCCCAAACUUUUAGUGGCUCUGGUUGCCGUGUCUGCCUUCCCCCCCCAGCACAACCUGUUUGAACC
Chaetomium fimeti is the source of this 669-nucleotide messenger RNA. RefSeq lists its product as uncharacterized. The coding region runs from base 152 to 385 and encodes 77 amino acids. The transcript has a single exon. Lineage: Eukaryota; Fungi; Ascomycota; Sordariomycetes; Sordariales; Chaetomiaceae. The record is from RefSeq and is a predicted model, not a curated record.